AUUGAUCAGUCCCAAAGGCUGUCUGUCUGGCCCAGUCGUUUUCCAGUAGAAACAGACCUUUGAAAGAGCUCCAAUAAAGACAGACGUGUCUGAGCCAGAUAUAAAUAUCCCGAAAGUGCUGUCGAUCUUGUCUCUCACUGGAACACGUUGGCUGGGUGUUGGGAAUACCCAGUUCAGUGAUCAGAGAAACCAGAAUCUCCUCUGGUAGCCUACAGUCUGCUAGUAGUAUGUACAUGUCCAUGUACCUCAAUCCUGUUCUUUCAUUGUGCCAGCGCUUAUCGCCUUCUUUCUCCAGCAUCAACCUGGUCCUCCUCCUUUCGAUCUGAAGACUGCGACUAUCCUACGCAAAGAGUACUUGCAACUAUGCAGCCUUCACAGUCACCCUCUCGACGGACAUCCCAGGUAAUGAGCUCUCCUACCAUCCCCACCACCAUCCCCCACGCAGGGGGCACAGGACAAGGAACCGGGGACCAUUCAGGACCGCUGCGUUAUCCAAAAGCCCUCACGGCAGCGGAGUUACAUCUGAUGCUCGAGACAGAGCAGGAGGCAAUGGUAAAUCGCUUGACAAAGGAGCUCUCUCUUCUCCGCCAGCAGACAGCGUCUGUUGCAUCGACAGCGUCGUCGACGUCGACAACUUUCAAUGAUCCAGUUGAUGCACUCCAUACUCUCCACUCUCCACCCUAUGCCGCCAAUACGCAUCCUACCCAAUCACAUCGACAUCGGUCUUCGUCAAAUCUCAGUUCGUAUAUUCCAGCCGUUCAGGGCUCGAGAACGGGAAACGUUGCGGGCAUUGCACCUGCCCGGGAUAGCAGUAUUCCCGGCUCACGCCCUUCGGUUGAUCCGCCUCGAGCAAAUCGAAGCAGGGCGCCAUCCGCUACCUCUCCUCACCUUUCGGACAGGGCUUCUCCGUCGCAGCAGAAUGAGCACUGGUCUCAUCCCCGUCCCCAGAGGAACUCGUUUCAAAUGACCUCUCCGACUGGCUCAGUCCCCCGACCGGAGGAAGUAGCACAUUAUCGGGGGGAACUGGAAUCACUCAAGCGCGAGAACGAUGCUCUGCGGAAGCGGGUGAGGGAUCUCGAACAGGUAGUCAGGCAAUGUCGGGAGCAGCAAGCGGCUCCAACAAGCGAAAGCCCCGUCGCGGCCCCUGCCCCGGCAACUGACACGGAGGACACAUCUGUUGCCGGUUCCAAAUAACAAACGAGGGGCACAGAUCAUUUCAGUGACACAAAACGUGUGUUGUCUUUCCUUUUGUGGUUGAAAUUGAUCUCAUGGCACAAUGAUGGCAUGGAAUAAUGGCUAGGUUUCUGACGAUCUGUAGAAUAGUACUACUGGCACAACUACAUCAGGAAUGGAAUUGACUACUGUGCUUGCUACACCAUGAGACGAUCAGUGCUGCUUGUAGGUCGCCGAGGCCAGGCACAAACAUAGGCCUGGCAUGAUGUCAGGGAUUACUAUUUUAUUCUGUCUAUU
Messenger RNA from Monascus purpureus, 1470 nucleotides. Lineage: Eukaryota; Fungi; Ascomycota; Eurotiomycetes; Eurotiales; Aspergillaceae. The record is from the annotation of a GenBank genome assembly.